This is a messenger RNA of Bactrocera neohumeralis, 737 nucleotides long. Its product is annotated as cuticle protein 16.5. NCBI's taxonomy places the organism in Eukaryota, Metazoa, Arthropoda, Insecta, Diptera, Tephritidae. The transcript is spliced from 2 exons. Bases 85 to 528 code for a protein of 147 amino acids. The record is from RefSeq and is a predicted model, not a curated record.
UAAGCUACGAUCCGUUUUGUGCGCACGUUGCCAUCGAAUUUGCUCGUCGAGAAAUCGCAAAUAAAACAUUUUAAAUCAGCAAACAUGUUCAAAUACGUUGUCAUUGUCGCUCUGGCUUUGGUCGGUAGUGCCGUAGCUGCGCCAGGAUACUUGAGUGGCGCGCAUGGUGGCGCUCUUUUGGGUGGCUCUCUUUUGGGUGGCCUCCAUUCUGGACCGGCCAUUUCGUUGGCGCCCGCCGCUCCAGCCAUUUCAUAUGGCCAUGCUGCACUUGCUGCUCCAUCAAUUUCCUAUGCCGCUCCGACCAUUACCAAGAUCGCUGCAGCUCCGGCCAUCUCAUUAGCUCCGGCUAUUUCGCAUGCACCAGCCAUCUCGUAUGCCGCUCCAGCAAUAACAAAAAUAGCGUCUGCACCUCUAAUCUCGACCGCCUCAAUCGCUGCUCCAUCCUUGGGUUAUGGUUUAGGUCAUGGUAUUGGCUUGGGUCAUGGUAUUGGCUUGGGAAGUGGUAUUGGUUUGGGUCAUGGCUGGUAAAUCUGCACUGUUAACGAAUGGAAGAAAGGCGAGAGGAAAUGGAUUUCCUGUGUUACUGCGAAGGGUCGUUUUGUAAAUGUAAAUAUGUUAUAUAGAUCGUUGUAAUUUUCUUCUUUUCUUAUUUCUUUGCUGAGAGACGCAUUGAAAUCGUUUGUGUAUAAAUUUCUGCCGCUGAAAAUAAACAAAAAAAUAUUAAAAUGCCUAGUGUA